This is a messenger RNA of Penicillium samsonianum, 387 nucleotides long. RefSeq lists its product as uncharacterized. The transcript has 3 exons. Bases 1 to 387 code for a protein of 128 amino acids. The record is from RefSeq and is a predicted model, not a curated record. Lineage: Eukaryota; Fungi; Ascomycota; Eurotiomycetes; Eurotiales; Aspergillaceae.
AUGCCAACACAAAUAUCCCUUCUCGUCUACAAAGGCGUGCCAGUAGACUUCUCCAAAUACCGACACACAGCGCUGCACGCCCUCUACUUCGAGGGCCAAUACGAUUGGCUUCAUGCUGUCGGCGCACAUCCUUUCUUUAAAUUUCAAAAGGACACCGAGAACCCCAUGUCAGAGCCGCCAAUAGCUUGGAUUCCUAAGAUCAUUCUUGCAUGUGCUUGCACGUCAGUGCGCAACAGCAAUAGCGACCGAGACUGGAAUUGCCAGAACUGGGUUGGAGAGGCCUUGACGGAGCUCGUUAAGAUUGGCUGUUUGACCAAAGAAGAGCGCGGAGCGGCCAUUGGUAAAAUGGUGGAAACUAUCUUAGACGCGGAGCUGGAAGACGUGUGA